AUUUUGUUUUUGCCUAAAAGGCUAAAAGAAAGAACAAGAGGAGACAAUCCGUGUUAGGCAGGGGAUAUUUUUGUGCAGGAGCAGGCCUCUGAUCUGAUGGAAGCGAAGGUGCAUGAGGAACUGAGCGGUAAUGAAAUUCCCUGCCUGCUUCACUCAUCUGGUUGACAGGGACAGUGUUCCACCCGGGGGGCCUGAUUAGCCGGACCAGCUGCCUCCACCCCUGAAGCGACUGGAUUAGCGGGAGGCACAGUCCUUGCUCCCGCCUGAUUAACCAACGACGUGCCCUCCGUGGCUUCCGUUUCAGUCAAGAAGAUUCCUGUUGUCGAUAAAUGAUGGAGGUUGGGUACGAGGUAAAUGCCAAUGAAGAUGGCCUCGAAUCGGACAAGGUCUUGCGCAACAAUGAAGGUGCUCUAUGCUAAAAAAGUCGUACACUGGUGGAAUCUAUAUUAAUAAAAGGUAGUCACAGAGGGAUAUCAAUCAAUAGAAGUAGGAGCAGCACGAUUCAACCACCCGCCCGUUUGGCGCACGCCCGUCGACUUCCAAGCUUCAAGAGGUCAAGCCCCUCGGACUGAGAAUUUCGACGCGUCAAAGACGUCCAAGAACACCCAACCGCUACGGCCCUCUGCCUCCAGAAUUCGUUUACCACUCUGCCCUCCAUUUCCAAAUUCUAUAAACACUCGAGACUGAGAAACCUCCUCUGCAAACUCACAAACACCCCAUCUUGUGCUGCUUUUGAUUUCCCUCGCCCCCCAAAUUGUUUCCCCAAAUCAUCAGCGGAAGAGAGGGUUGGAGAUGAGGUUGCUAAAGGUGGCCACUUGUAAUCUGAACCAAUGGGCUAUGGAUUUUAAUUUCAAUUUGAAGAACACUAAGGAGUCUAUUGCCAGGGCUAAAGCAGCUGGGGCUGUCAUUAGGCUUGGACCCGAGCUGGAGAUUACUGGUUAUGGUUGUGAAGACCAUUUCUUGGAACUUGAUACUGUCACUCACGCAUGGGAGUGCUUAAAGGAUAUUUUACUUGGUGAUUGGACUGAUGGCAUAUUAUGCAGCUUUGGUAUGCCUGUUCUCAAAGGAUCAGAGCGCUACAACUGUCAGGUUCUAUGUUUAAACAGAAAAAUUAUCAUGAUACGCCCCAAGAUGUGGCUUGCAAAUGAUGGAAAUUACAGGGAACUCAGAUGGUUUACAGCAUGGAAGCAAGAAGAAAAGCUGGUGGACUUUCAGCUCCCUGUUGAAAUUUCUGAUGCUUUGUCACAGAAAUCUGUACCCUUUGGCUAUGGAUACAUUCAGUUUUUAGACACAGCCAUUGCAGCUGAAGUUUGUGAAGAACUUUUUACUCCUAUGCCUCUUCAUGCUGAGCUUGCAUUGAAUGGCGUUGAAGUGUUUAUGAAUGCUAGUGGAAGUCACCACCAACUAAGAAAGCUUGAUCUUCGUCUUCGUGCCUUUAUAGGUGCCACGCAAAAUCGUGGAGGUGUUUACAUGUACAGUAAUCACCAAGGAUGUGAUGGUGGCCGUCUUUAUUAUGAUGGAUGUUCUUGCAUUGUUGUAAACGGAGAAGUGGUUGCUCAAGGCUCACAAUUUUCUUUGAAGGAUAUCGAGGUUGUGCUUGCCCAAGUAGAUCUAGAUGCGGUUGCUAGUCUAAGAGGAUCUAUAAGUAGUUUCCAAGAGCAAGCAAGUUCCAAACUAAUUAUUCCAUCAGUAUCAGCACCGUACAAGCUCUGUCAACCUUUCAAUCUGAAAGUGCCCCUCAGCAGUCCAAUUAAGAUUGGAUAUCACUCUCCCGAAGAGGAAAUAGCCUUUGGACCUGGUUGUUGGUUGUGGGACUAUUUACGAAGAAGUGGAGCAUCUGGUUUUUUGCUUCCUCUUUCUGGGGGAGCAGAUAGCUCUUCUGUAGCUGCUAUUGUUGGCUGCAUGUGCCAGCUUGUUGUAAAAGAAAUAGAAAAUGGGGAUGAACAAGUCAAAGCUGAUGCUAUACGAAUUGGCCAAUAUAGAGAUGGACAGUUUCCUACUGACAGCAAAGAAUUUGCAAAACGCAUAUUUUAUACAGUAUUUAUGGGAUCGGAAAAUAGUUCUGAAAUCACAAAGUCGCGUGCAAAGGUCCUAGCUGAUGAGAUUGGAUCAUGGCAUCUUGAUGUUUCCAUAGAUAGUGUUGUUUCAGCCUUUCUCUCUUUGUUUCAAACACUAACCGGAAAGCGGCCACGAUAUAAGGUAGAUGGGGGGUCAAACAUUGAGAACUUAGGGCUACAAAACAUUCAAGCUCGAAUUAGAAUGGUAUUGGCAUUUAUGCUGGCGUCGCUUCUGCCUUGGGUUCACAACAAAUCGGGUUUUUAUCUUGUUUUGGGUAGCUCCAAUGUCGAUGAAGGAUUGCGUGGUUACCUGACAAAGUAUGAUUGUAGCUCCGCUGAUAUAAAUCCAAUUGGAAGUAUAAGCAAACAGGAUCUUCGGGCUUUUCUGAGAUGGGCUGCCACCCAUCUUGGUUACCUGUCCUUGGCAGAUGUGGAAGCAGCUCCCCCCACUGCUGAACUGGAGCCUAUACGUUCUGACUAUAGCCAGCUGGAUGAAGUGGACAUGGGAAUGACAUACGAGGAACUUUCUGUCUAUGGGAGGUUGCGUAAGAUUUUCCGAUGUGGUCCUGUAUCAAUGUUCAAGAAUCUUUGCUACAAAUGGGGUACAAGAUUGACUCCAUCAGAGGUGGCUGAAAAAGUGAAGCACUUCUUCAAGUACUACUCCAUCAAUCGACACAAAAUGACCGUUCUGACACCUUCCUAUCAUGCUGAGAGUUAUUCGCCUGAGGACAAUCGGUUUGAUCUUCGCCAGUUUCUGUACAAUGCAAGAUGGCCAUAUCAGUUCCGCAAGAUUGAUGAACUUGUAGAGAAGUUUAAUGGUGACCAAGAAAAUCUGGCAGUUGCAUCAGACAACAGUGGAGGUGGAAUGGGAGUCGUUGCAGCACGUGCGGGAGACCCAGAUGCUUGAUUAUUUUUAGGUCAUAAUUCUUAAUAAUUGCAAGCUUGGAAUAGAGAUGAUUAAAUGCAAAUAAAUUUGGUUGGUAGUUUUAGCUGCCAAGCCAAUGUAUGUAAUCAAACUGGUGGACGUUCUUGAUGCAUCCUUUUUCAUGUGUAAAUCGGGUCAAAUUUGACUUGCAACUAGUUCCUCUCAUGUAUAACCCUUGCAGAUUUCAAUUGAAAACAUUAAUUGAAUUCUUGUUCAUUAAA
Malania oleifera is the source of this 3203-nucleotide messenger RNA. RefSeq names its product glutamine-dependent NAD(+) synthetase. NCBI's taxonomy places the organism in Eukaryota, Viridiplantae, Streptophyta, Magnoliopsida, Santalales, Ximeniaceae. Gene Ontology annotation, molecular function: ATP binding; NAD+ synthase (glutamine-hydrolyzing) activity; glutaminase activity. The transcript has 14 exons. The record is from RefSeq and is a predicted model, not a curated record. The coding region runs from base 793 to 2964 and encodes 723 amino acids. Gene Ontology annotation, biological process: NAD+ biosynthetic process. Gene Ontology annotation, cellular component: cytoplasm.